AGAGAGGUAAGGGGGCGGGGCGUGGUGGAGCGGUGAGGACUGAGGAGCGGUCGACCACCACCACCACCACCUCCACCACCACCACCACCGAAGCAUCAGCUGGUUCAGUCAGCGGCGGCGUGUCGAGGAGGAGAGAGUGUCGCCGCUCUCUAUCAGUGUUCAUCAGUAACCCGUCUCUUUCUCGUGCCCUUAUGGUGUCGCCCCGUGUCCCUCCCGCCCCUCGUGCCCUCCGCCAUGUCCCUAGGGGUAGUAUAAGUCCCUGGUGUCCCUGGAACUGAGAGCAAGGGUGAUGCAGGAUACUUAGAGUGACAAUACGUGAAGGAUGGUGGUGAGGUGCCCUGCGAUACAUCCUUACCUGUCCACGCAGCGAAUCAUGAGUCCCCAUGCCCCAGGGCGUGCAGUAUGGGCAAUCGUGGGCGUUCUGGCAUGGUGGGCGGCGUGGGCGGUGGCCGAUUUACCCCCACACCUGUCAGCGCUCGCACCUCAAAGCAGGGCGAUAGAAACACACUCUUAUUACUCGUACAACAAGUUCGCGCACAAGGAGUGUCGCGCCAACGGAAGACAGGGAGUGUGCAUGUUUGUGUGGGAGUGCAUCAAGUCAGACGGGAAGCACGCGGGAAUGUGCAUGGACGGCUUCAUGUUCGGGUCGUGUUGCAUUCACAAGGACAAACACAACGACCUCGCCAAGCCAGAACAGAUCGCCCCAGGGAUUCUAACCAAGAACGACUCCCUGCUGCUGCCACACGACCCCUCCACGACCACCACGACCACUUCCCCACUACAAGGCGCUGAUUCCGUCUAUACGUCACCCUCCUUCAUUACGUCACGACCAAUUGCGGUACGACCACCCACCACACCUUGGACGAGGGUGCCACCACGACCUACGACCUCUGUCACGCCCACCAGGCCCCUCCUCCGCCCCGUGACCCCGCCCAGCCCGCCCACACGACCCACUCGCCCACCCAAACCCACCAAAUCACCAACCUCCCUCUUCCAGACCAACACGACCCUCAACAAUCCCAUGGUGGGCGACGACUACCCGGAGAACACCCACCACCUCCAGUACCACCACGACCCGCCCCCCCACCACCACCAACCCCCCUCCACCCGCACCAAGCCCACCACCACCAGUACCACCACUACGACCACUACGACGACUACUACUACUACUACUACUACUACUACGACUACGCCUUCCACGACCACCACUCAGCCCACGAGUGCUGUCAGUGCUACGACCCAUCGAGGAGGUCCGGUAGUAAGCAACGCCCACACCAAGCACCAGUGCGGCGUGCCCUCCAUGAUACCCCAGCCGGAGGGACGCAUCGUGAACGGAACCAAUGCUAAGUUUGGGGAGUGGCCGUGGCAGGUGUCAGUGAGGCGCACCAGCUUCUUCGGCCUGUCCUCCACCCAUCGCUGUGGCGGCGCGCUGCUCAAUGAACUCUGGAUAGCCACCGCGGGCCAUUGCGUGGACGACCUCCUCACCUCGCAAAUCCGCAUCCGAGUGGGCGAAUACGACUUCUCCUCGGUAUCGGAGCCGUAUCCGUACGUAGAGAGGGGCGUGCGUCGCAAGGCCGUGCACCCCAAAUACAACUUCUUCACCUACGAACAUGACUUGGCUCUCGUGCAGAUGGAGGAGCCGCUGAAGUUCCUCCCUCACAUCUCCCCGAUUUGUCUGCCGGGGAAUGACGACUUGCUGAUAGGAGAGACGGCCACGGUGACUGGCUGGGGGCGCCUCUCAGAGCACGGCCGCCUACCCUCCGUCCUGCAGAAGGGUUCGGUUCCCAUCGUGAGCAACAGCAAGUGCAAGGACAUGUUUCUGAAGGGCGGCCGAAGGGAACACAUACCUGAAAUAUUCCUUUGUGCUGGCUACGAGAAGGGCGGUGUGGAUUCCUGCCAGGGUGACUCGGGUGGACCGCUGCAGGUGAGAGGUGCAGACGGGAGGUACUUCCUGGCAGGCAUCAUUUCCUGGGGCAUCGGGUGUGCUGAGGCCAACCUGCCAGGCGUGUGUACCAGGAUCUCAAUGUUUGUGCCUUGGAUACUUGAGAACGUCACUUAGAACACACAGCGCCCUAAGACUGUGAAGUGUGGUGCCUUUUUUUAAAUCAGUCCACCCAGCAGGACACAGCCACACCCAAAGGACAUUCAGUGCCCUCCCAGUGGUUAUUUUUUAACAUUUUCCCCCGUGUGACUCCAGGAAACGACUUUUUUUUACGUCCGCUUGAAAGAUAUUUGGCAAAACUGUAAGGAAACUGCUAAGGAAAUGCAGUGAAGGGUUGUGAGAUUAAAUAGUGUGUACUGAUAGUGUUUCAAAUGGUGAGUGAGAAGAUAUGAUGUAGAUACUCUCAGGAAACCAAUAAUGCAUGACUUGAACCUCAGUGAAGUGAUAGGGAAAUCUUACAACACAAAGUCCCAGUGAGAAAAAAAAAGUGUGCUUGAACUCAAAAAAAAAGAGACACAAACUGAAAAAAAAAAAACAGAAAUUAGCAGGAAAAACAUUUAUACCUCACCCUGAAGAGUUUGUGUGUGUGUGUGUGUGUGUGCAUGUGUGUGUACCUCAGUGAAGUACAUAUGUUUGUGUGUCUGUGCUGGCCAUUUUGUGAUAGUGCCUCUGGGUGUGUGUCCCCAGAGGCAGUUCAGGCAAGCAUCACACAUCAGAG
Molecule: messenger RNA, 2660 nt
Organism: Scylla paramamosain (green mud crab)
Lineage: Eukaryota; Metazoa; Arthropoda; Malacostraca; Decapoda; Portunidae
Product: serine proteinase stubble-like
Exons: 8
Coding region: 323-2059 (578 amino acids)
Biological process (GO): proteolysis
Molecular function (GO): serine-type endopeptidase activity
Source: RefSeq, a predicted model, not a curated record